AUGAAGAGAGAGACUUUCAUGACUUUGGUCACCAACGAAGAGUACUGUAUCGGAGCAUUGGUGCUAGCAGUUUCAUUACGACAAGUGCAAACACAGAAAGAGCUAUCCGUCCUGGUAACUUCCGAAGUACCUGGCAGCAUGAGAAAUUUAUUGCUGAAACAUUACGAUAACGUGAUCGAAGUUAAUGCUAUUUACAAUACCGACAAAGAGAGCCUAAAUAUGUUAUCCCGAAAGGAGCUCACAAUUUCUUUCACAAAGAUACAUUGCUGGUCAAUGGUACAGUUUGAAAAAAUUGUCUUUUUGGAUGCAGAUACACUGGUCCUUCAUAAUAUCGAUGAAUUAUUCGAACGAGAAGAGCUGAGCGCCGUACCUGAUCCCAACUGGCCGGACUGCUUUAACGCUGGUGUUUUUGUACUAGAACCGUGUAUGGACACAUUCAACGGUUUACUACGUGUAGCAUCAUGCACUGGCAGUUUUGACGGUCGCGAUCAAGGUUUAUUGAACACGUAUUUUACUGACUGGUUGACGAAAGGCAUCUCGCAUCGUUUGGCCUAUAUAUACAACUGUAUUUGCCAAAUCCACGACGAGUUUGGUUUUGACUUCUACACCAGCACUGCCGCCUGGGUACAGUUUGGUGGGACCAUACGUGUUGCUCAUUUUUCCGGUCCCAUCAAACCGUGGCACCGUGUUUCAAGCGCCAAAAGCUGUAGCCGUGAAGCUUGUCUGGCUCUGCUUGAUGCACGAUCAGAACGUCGAAUGGUCAACCGAACGGCAGGCAUGCUAGCCUACUGGUGGUCUCUGUUUCUCAUCCUUGUUCGACCGGAUCUGACACCGGAUAUGACGAAUAUCUUCGCACCUUAUCAUCCGUCUUUUGUCGAAUCUUACACAAACGCACAAAGACCUCCCAGCCCAGGUUCGCUUGGUCCGUAUCAUCCAGAAUUUCACGAAACGCGUUGGGACUACCUGCACCAAGGGCAGCGGACGGACGAAGCAAACAGAUUUCCCGAACAGCAUUAUGUUCACCCAGUGACUCCUCCACCGCCACCGACUUCAAUACGAAUUAGCCGAACUGCACCGACAGGAGGCUCGUCCCCUCAACAAAAACCACCGCCACCACCACGGCCACAACCACGACCACCACCACCACCUCCUCCACCACCACCAGCAUAUCCUUCACAAAAUCAUUCGGGACGAGGUUAUCAAAAUAUAGUAUUUGCACCACCCCCACAAAUCCCACCACCACCACCGCCACCACCACCGCCACCACCACCUCAGCGAGUUCCAUCACCAGUUAUACUGCAUGAUCAAUACGACCAAAACUACUCGACACAAAAUCUUUCAAUUGCAUCAGAAGUAACCCCUCCAGCUACGGUGGCAAAUGAUUCAGACCAGCAGCAUACUAGAACACAAGAGGUUAAUGGGUUUUGGCAGCCCGAACCAAUAAGGAUACAACCAGUUCCACCAUCCAAUUGGACACCACCGCAACCAGUUGCUCCACCACUCCAGCCAAAAUACUGUUUUGACUGCCAGAACUGUAAGCGCGAGUUGGCCAAAACGGACGAAACGGAUAAUCGAGUGAAUAGGCCUCAAAAACAUGAAGCAGACAAACUGUCUGUUGUGAAAAAGACGACCACUAAACCUAAACGAUCAAUUAGACCCGUGAGCCGAAAGUCACACAGUGGAACACAUGCUGAAAAGGUUCCACCCCCAAGACUAAUCGAUUUUAGGGGUAGGCUUAAAGUGCAGCCGUCUGAAGGUAGCGUUAAAAGUGUGCCCCAACCAACUACUAAACAAACCACAGUUACUCCUCGAUCUGCUUUUCAUCCAGUCAGACCGAAAGCUAGGACCUUAACAACUGAAAGCACCACAAUUUCCCAUUUGAAAGACACAAAAGCUCAAAUAGCUUCAAGCCACUCGGCAUCACUUCUGCUAAGUGUUACCCAGUCGGAAGAAAGUAAAUCCGGCUUCAAUCGAAAGCAGUCUCGAAGUGUUGAAGAUGUGAAUGCUGGUCGAACCGAACUGGAGCUGGAUAACGUGGAGUCAGAUUCACUGGAAAGUGCCGUAAAACAAGCUAAAUUAUUACGAAGUUCAACCGGUAGAAAUUCUUCAGUUAUUGCAAAUGAAGAAAAAUCGGUAAUUCGUUCACCAAGCCACGAGUUACUCACGGCUACUGCUGUCCGUCGAACACAACGACUGGCCGGAAUCCAACUGAAAACAACAUCGGAUUUCAUUCAAGGAAAUUUAAAGCGAAGUCCGUCUGUGAAAAAAACAGAUGUUGCGCCAACAUCAGAGGAAACCAAAAGUGUGGAGCAUAAAGCAAACACAAAAUACCCACCAGAAUUAUUGAGCAACGCCGUUGUGCAGAAGCAAAAGCAGCGAACCUGGGCGGAUAUGCGUAAAGUUAGAGAAAAACUUAGGGAGAAAGGGUUUGACAGAGAGGUACACGAAGCUAACUGGGAGAAUAAAGAAGAAAUUGACGAAAUGCGUCGCAUACUGCUUUCUAGCCGACCAAAAGUUCAGCCUGGCGUUGCCGGUCAUUUAGGAAGAACCGAUUUUGGGAACAAGCUAUGCGCACGGCACGAACGAAUGGAAACGGAACGAAUGUACGCUUGGGAGAGAGGCGAAAUUGACUAUACCGGUACGGAUCGGUUUGCAAAUAUUCUCGCCAAACUUUGUGAUACCAUGACCCGAGUGGGUGGUGAAGGCAAUCGACCCAUCGGUCUGGAUGUCUAA
Echinostoma caproni is the source of this 2733-nucleotide messenger RNA. The record is from the annotation of a GenBank genome assembly. Lineage: Eukaryota; Metazoa; Platyhelminthes; Trematoda; Plagiorchiida; Echinostomatidae.